Messenger RNA from Camelina sativa (false flax), 1951 nucleotides. Lineage: Eukaryota; Viridiplantae; Streptophyta; Magnoliopsida; Brassicales; Brassicaceae. The record is from RefSeq and is a predicted model, not a curated record.
AAAUUUUGGAGAUGACAACCCCCCCGAGAAGAUUAGGGUUUUCCAGUGCGAUUACAUACACAAAAAUCACACAUCUCGGUGCGAAGAAAGAAAAUGAAAAAAANAAAAAAAAAAAAAAAAAAAAAAAAAAAAAACAUCACGAUGAUGUUAUGUUCUUGCCCUUAUUACUUUUGUCUUUCUCAGAUUCUUCGCUGUGUUCCAAAAUAUCUCAGCAAGUGAAUCAAGUCGGCGAGCCGGAAACGGCGUCGUUUUGUGGUUUACUGAGAAAGAGAAAAAGAGAGAUAGUUCCGGGGUCCACAUAUAUUAAAGCAAGAGAGAGAGAGAGAGAGAGAGAGAGAGCAAAAGAAAUGAUUGUACAAAAAGACGAAAACCCUAAUCAUUUUCUAUUGUGCGGCGGCGUCGUCAGACGAAAGGCUGGAAGAAUGACGAGAGCCGGCAAGAAAAAAGCUGGAAGAAGAAUGACGAGGACGAGGAUCUGCGAUCUUCCACUGGAUUUGGUAGGGGGGAAAAUACUCACGAGGGUUCCGAUAACAUCUCUGGGAGCUGUGAGAUCCACUUGCAAAUUAUGGAACACUUUAACCAAAGAUUGGGUUUUGGGUGAAGCGUCAGCGUCAAGGCAACAGUUUUUAGGGUUUAUGACGAUAAAUUCAAAGGUUUGUUCAGUUAAAUUCCAUAGCAGAAAGGAAAAAGAAGAAGAAGAAGAAGGACAAGACUUGGCUAUAAAGCAGGUAGAUUUGCUUAAUCAAGUCAAGAUAUCUAAAGUGCAUCACUGCGACGGCUUACUGUUAUGCGUCGCUGAGGACAAGUCGAGGCUGCUGGUUUGGAACCCUUAUUUGGGGCAAACAAAGUGGAUCAGACUCAACGAUUUCCACUGGCAAGACAGUUAUGCUUUUGGAUACGACAUGAACCGUAACCACAAAAUCGUGAGGUUUCAGGAUUAUUACCAACAUCCAAAAAAAGUUUCCAGGUACGAAAUCUACCAGUUGAGCUCUAAUUCAUGGAGGGAUCUCAAGGUCCAUCGACCCGACUUGGAUAUAGUGUUUAACCAUAGCGCGUCUGUGAAGGGAAAUGCCUACUUUUUUGCUCAAGAGAAUCGGCAGUAUAUUGAACCUAAUGAAGAUGGAGAGAUAACGGAUCUUGAAGAUUUCUUGAUCUGUUUUGAUAUCACAACAGAGACAUUUGGUCCGCCUCUGCCUCUUCCGUUUCACUCUGGUAUCGACGAGACUGUCACUUUCUCUAGCGUUAGAGACGAGCAGCUCGUGGUGCUCUAUCAUAAUGAGGGUGUUUAUUAUUGUGAUAAGAUUAGCACAGUUGAGUUUUGGGUUACUACCAAGAUCGAGCCCAACUCUGUGUCCUGGAGCAAGUUUUUGCAAGUGAAUAUGAGACCGGUCGACCUCACUGGUGAACUGUUUAACCAUGAGAUGGGUGGGGGCACCUUCUUCAUUGACGAGGAACAGAAAGUCGCUGUGGUGUUUGACAUAGACGGAUACCUAACCACCCUACCCACCCUACCCGAGAGAGUUCGUUACCACACAGCUUUUAUCAGUGGACAAGACGGAUACUUCAAACCUGUGACUCUUGGAGUCGCUCCCAAUCGCGGGGAACCUUGUCAGUCCUCAUCAGGGCCUUGUUUUGCGAGUCUAUAUUGUCCCCCGGUUGUGUGCUCUUCUUCUUACCUUCCCAGUUUGGUGCAACUCAACUAAUUAACUGCUCAAAAGGAAAGAGAGAUGUGUUUAGUUUCCUGUUUCUUUCAUAUCUCAAGACUGCUACUUCUCAGUUUCGUUUCUAUUUUAUCAGCUAAGUAAGUUAAACGAUUUCAGCUUUCUAUUAAUCUACCCUAUUUCAUUCGUCCUUGUUCUUGUCAUAGACCAUGGUUGAAGUUUCUUGGUGAAGUAACCUUUUUUUUGCUUUCUUGCAUUGUCGUCUGGUAGUCAAUUUAUCGUUCUACCCA